Pezoporus occidentalis (night parrot) is the source of this 2007-nucleotide messenger RNA. RefSeq names its product OS9 endoplasmic reticulum lectin (gene OS9). Gene Ontology annotation, cellular component: endoplasmic reticulum lumen. Gene Ontology annotation, biological process: endoplasmic reticulum unfolded protein response; retrograde protein transport, ER to cytosol. The coding region runs from base 28 to 1890 and encodes 620 amino acids. The record is from RefSeq and is a predicted model, not a curated record. The transcript has 14 exons. Lineage: Eukaryota; Metazoa; Chordata; Aves; Psittaciformes; Psittacidae.
GGAAGCUGCUCGGUGAGGAGGGCGAAGAUGGCGGCGCGGCGGGGCCGGGGCCCGGGCCCGGGGCCGCUGCUCCUCUCGGUCCUGGCCGUGCUGGGCCCGGCGCUGCGGGGCGCCCGCGCCGCGCUGGACCUGCAGGAGCUCGGCGAGCUCAAGUACGGCCUCGAGAUCCUGGCCGAGCCCGUGCUGGCCGGGCAGCGCCCGCCGGGGGACGUGGUGACGGUGGCCUCCAAGUUCAAGCAGCGCUACGAGUGCCGGCUCCCGGCGGCGGCCGUGCGGAGCCCCCCGGAGCCCCUUGAGGACGCGCAGCUCUACAACGGCUCCGGGGUCAGCGAGCUCCUGCAGCCCAUGGCAGCGGCUCCCUGCCUCGUCAAGACCAAGGACUGGUGGACCUACGAGUUCUGCUAUGGGAAGCACAUCCAGCAGUACCAUGUGGAAGAGUCGGAGAUCAAAGGAGACAUCCUCUUCCUCGGCUAUUAUCAGUCAGCGUUCGACUGGGAUGACGAAACAGCCAAGGCCUCCAAGCAGCACCGGCUGAAGCGCUACCACAGCCAGAGCUACGUGAACGGCUCCCACUGCGACCUCACUGGCCGGGCCCGCGAGGCCGAAGUGCGGUUCCUGUGUGAGGAGGGGGCUGGUGACCACCUCGCCCGUGUGGAUGAGCCCCAGUCCUGCUCCUAUGUGCUCACGGUUCACACCCCCCGCAUCUGCCACCACCCGCUCCUGCGGCCGUCCCCCAGCGCAGCGCCGCAGCCCAUCCUGUGCCAGCCCGCGCUCAGCCCGGCCCAGUACGUCCAGUACGUCCGGGCCCAAGUCUCGGACACCAAGCGGAAGGUUGAGGAGAUCUCGGAGGAGCUCAAGACGUUGGACACGAAGCUGUGGAGCGAGAGGGAUGUGGAGACCCCUGGGACCCCCCCCGAGGGGGCACCGGUGGCCCAUGGUGACGCCACGCCGAGGGAUGAAGCAGACCCAGCCAAGGAGCAGGGCCACGAGGUGACCGGUGAGGAUGGCGGCCACCAGGACAGCACCAGGGCGGAGGAGCCAUCCCCGAGGGCCGCUGGUGGCCGAGUGACCGAUCCGAGGAAGAAAAUCCACUUCAAAGUGAUCCGGAGCCUCGGGGACCUGCUCCAUUUCAUCGAGGAGCUGAAGGAGAGCUCCAGAAAGGCCAAGGAGAAGGUGAGUGAGGAGGAGGAGGUGGUGGGAGAGGCAGCGGCCAAGGCCCUCCCAGCCCAUGAGGAGCCCUCAGUGGGCGACAAGGAGCGGCCAGAGGAGGAAGAAGAGGAUGAGGAGGACGACGAGGACCUCCUGGGUGGCUUUGAGAAGGAGCUGGAGGCCGUGCUGCUGCCACGGGAGCAGAUGGCGCAGCUGAAGGAGGAGGUGAAGACCGAGAUGGAGAAGGAGUUUGACAACAUCAUCAAUGAGGUGGAGGAUGAGCUGGAGACCGAGGGGCUGAAGGGCGAGUUUGACCGGACCCGGGCCUCCAAGUCCUUGGCUUCCACCCUCAACCGCCUGAUGGACAAGUUGGACAGGGGGGGCGAGAGGGAGGAUGAGGAAGGAGCUGGGAGGAAGAGCAGGUCCGGGCACCAGGAACCCCCCCAGGGCCACCCCCAGAGUGACGUGCGGGAGCUGCUGGCCAAGGAGGGGCUGCGGGCAGAAGGGAAGAUCGAGAUCAAGAUCGUGACAGCAGGGGGGGAUGAGGCCGAGGGCCGGUGGCUGUCAGAGGAGGACACCAAGAACCUCAAGGAGAUCUUCUUCAAUGUGCUGCUGCAGGGCUCCCCCGAGGUGCACCGGGAGCGGCGGCGGCAGCAGGCACUGCAGGACAAUUACCGCUUCGUGUGGGGGGGCCGCCGUGAGCCGCCCCCCCCCGGGGACUCUGAGGACCCCGACUUGUGACCCCCCCCCUCACCCAGUGCUCUGCUGUGGGGCUGCCCCAUGGCUGGGUCCCAUGGACUGGUUUUGGGGGGGUCCCUGUGACGUGGGGAAGUGGUUUGGGGUGGGGGGGAUAUUGGA